AUAACACACACCCCAUUCCCCCUUCCUCAAACCACCCUCCCACCUAACAACAAUCUCUGAAAUAUAUGAAAAUGCAACCCUACACCUACCAAACCGAAACCUACACGCACGGUCUCCACAACCAACGCCCCCCCAUAACCUUCCACCCCCACGAAUGGGAACCCCUCGCCAAAUCCCACCUCCCAGCAACCAGUUUCAACUACGUCCACGGCUCCGCCGGCACCCGCGAAACCGACGACAAAAACCGCUCUGCCUUCCGCCAAUGGUCCAUAAUCCCUACCCGGCUCAUUCCCGCCUCAUUCCCAUCCCUAUCCACCACGCUCUUCGGAGAAGAAUACGCUUCCCCGAUAGCGAUCGCGCCCGUAGGCGUACAGACUAUUUUCCACCCGGAGGGCGAAAAAGCCGUUGCGAGGGCCGCGAACGCCCUACGGGUUCCGUAUACGUUGAGUACGGCCACCGCAACCAGUCUUGAGGAUGUGGCGGGGGCGAAUGGGACCGGGCCGCGGUGGUAUCAGUUGUAUUGGCCGGGGAAUGAACAUAAUGAGAUCACGGGGAGUUUGUUGCAGAGGGCGAAGAGGGCCGGGUAUACGGUUUUGGUGGUUACGUUGGAUACGUACAUUCUGGGGUGGAGACCGAGUGAUUUGGAUAAUGGGUAUAAUCCGUUUCUGAGGGCGGAUGAGAUUGGGGUGGAGGCGGGGUUUUCGGAUCCGGUGUUUAGGGAACAUUUUGUGAAGAGGUAUGGGAUGGAGGUUGAGGAGGAUGUGGGUGCUGCGGCGGCGGAGUGGGCGAGGAUUAUUUUUCCCGGGAGGUCGCAUGGGUGGGAGGAUUUGGAGUUUCUAAAGGAGAAUUGGGAUGGGCCGAUUGUGUUGAAGGGGAUUCAGUCGGUGAGGGAUGCGAGGUUGGCUGUGCGGUAUGGGAUGCAGGGCAUUGUGGUUUCGAAUCAUGGGGGUAGACAGCAGGAUGGGGGGGUGGGGUCGUUGACGAUGUUACCGGAGAUUGUGGAUGAGGUGGGAGGGGAGAUUGAGGUGUUGUUUGAUUCGGGGGUGAGGUGUGGUGCGGAUGUGAUGGUGCUUGUGGGAAGGCCGUAUGUGUAUGGGUUGGCGAUUGCGGGGGAGGAGGGAGUGAGACAUGUGUUGAGGAGUUUGUUGGGGGAGAUUCAGUUGACGUUGCAUUUGGCGGGGUUGCCGUCGGUGAAGAGGGAGGAUUUGAAUAGGGGGUGUUUGAGGAGGGAGUAAUCUAUCCUUGAUGGAUAUAGAUUUGGAUAUAGAUAGAGGAGGGAGGUAUAUACUGAUAGAUUUCAUUCAUAGCAAUUGACUACUAUCAAUGCAAAUACCAAC
Aspergillus sclerotioniger CBS 115572 is the source of this 1337-nucleotide messenger RNA. RefSeq names its product lactate 2-monooxygenase. Gene Ontology annotation, molecular function: FMN binding; oxidoreductase activity. The record is from RefSeq and is a predicted model, not a curated record. The transcript is spliced from 2 exons. Lineage: Eukaryota; Fungi; Ascomycota; Eurotiomycetes; Eurotiales; Aspergillaceae. Bases 72 to 1235 code for a protein of 387 amino acids.